Zingiber officinale is the source of this 1362-nucleotide messenger RNA. Its product is annotated as GDSL esterase/lipase At5g45670-like. The transcript has 5 exons. Gene Ontology annotation, molecular function: hydrolase activity, acting on ester bonds. The record is from RefSeq and is a predicted model, not a curated record. Lineage: Eukaryota; Viridiplantae; Streptophyta; Magnoliopsida; Zingiberales; Zingiberaceae. Bases 53 to 1159 code for a protein of 368 amino acids.
CUUCACUUCCUUCUCGACUCGUCAAGUUCUCGCACGCCGACCCCUCGAUUAAAUGUCGUCCCGCGAGGUUCUUGGCGGCGCCGCUGCGCUUGCGGCGGUGGCGACGCUGCUGGUUUUGGGGUGGUCGCCGGGGACGACGGCGGACCCGCAAGUCCCGUGCUACUUCAUCUUCGGCGACUCGCUGGUGGACAACGGGAACAACAACAACAUGGCGUCGCUGGCGGUGGCCAACUACCCGCCUUACGGCAUCGACUUCGACGGCGGACCCAACGGCCGCUUCACCAACGGCUUGACCACCGUCGACGUCAUCGCUCAGCUUCUCGGAUUCGACGACUUCAUCCCACCGUACAUAAGCACGCGCGGCCAAGCACUUCUCUCCGGCGCCAACUUCGCUUCAGCCGCCGCCGGAAUCCGAGAAGAAACCGGCCGGCAACUGGGCGGUAGAAUUCCGUUCGGCGGGCAGCUGCAGAACUACCAGUCGGCGGUGGCGGAGAUGGUGAGCCUUCUAGGCGACGAGGACUCCGCCGCCAACUACCUGAGCAAGUGCAUCUUCUCCGUCGGCAUGGGCAGCAACGACUACCUCAACAACUACUUCAUGCCGGCGUUCUACUCCACCGGCCAACAGUACACCCCCGAGCAAUUCGCCGACGUGCUCCUCCAGCAGUACUCCGAGCAACUAAGGACUCUGUACAACUACGGAGCCAGGAAGGUCGCGGUGAUCGGCGUCGGCCAGGUGGGCUGCUCCCCCAACGAGCUCGCCCAGCACAGCCCCAACGGCGUCACCUGCGUCGAGGAGAUCAACAGCGCCAUCCGAAUCUUCAACGCCAAGGUCAUCGGCCUCGUCGACCAAUUCAACACCCUCGACGGCGCCCACUUCAUCUACGUCAACGGCUACGGCAUCUUCGAAGACAUCCUCAACGACGCCGGCUCAUACGGUCUGAGCGUGACGAACAGGGGAUGCUGCGGCGUGGGGAGGAACAACGGGCAGAUCACGUGCCUGCCUUACCAGGCGCCGUGCCCGAACAGGGGCGAGUACUUGUUCUUCGACGCGUUCCACCCGACGGAAGCUGCGAACGUCGUCAUCGGAAGGAGAUCUUACAGAGCAGAGUCGCCGUCGGACGCCUACCCGAUGGACAUCAGUAGCCUUGCUCAAGUAUGAAUAUCAGCGGAACAGAGGAACUCUGUUUCUUAAUUAGCCUUAAUUUUUUCCCCCCUUCGUUUUUAAGAAGACAAAGUGGUCGUUGCUUAUUUCUAUACUGUGUGGAGCCGAAGAGAUGAAGUUGUAUUGAGAUAAUAAUAUUUUAAUAUUUGUCACCAGGAUGCUUUAAAUGAAAUAAAAUAUAGCUGUGUUUUUUUUAUUUA